This is a messenger RNA of Cynoglossus semilaevis (tongue sole), 2847 nucleotides long. Its product is annotated as alpha-(1,6)-fucosyltransferase. Gene Ontology annotation, cellular component: Golgi cisterna membrane. Gene Ontology annotation, biological process: protein N-linked glycosylation. Gene Ontology annotation, molecular function: protein binding; glycoprotein 6-alpha-L-fucosyltransferase activity. The transcript is spliced from 9 exons. The record is from RefSeq and is a predicted model, not a curated record. The coding region runs from base 433 to 2184 and encodes 583 amino acids. NCBI's taxonomy places the organism in Eukaryota, Metazoa, Chordata, Actinopteri, Pleuronectiformes, Cynoglossidae.
CUAACACCAACACCUUUCUUUGUUUCAACAGGAUGCACCGCUGAUCAAAUCCUGUGAGACUGGAAAUAAAACCAACAGGAAGGAACCGUCAACACACAGCCGGGCGGAGUGGACCAGACGCCAAGUGGACCGUCAACACACAGACCUCUCAGCCAAUAGCCAUGCUGUAACACGCACACAGGAAACGCUUCUCUGGAUCUCAGGAGAAACAUCAGCUGCCUUUUAUUGAAGACUCCCGGGCCUCGAACACAUGCCUCACCCCGUCCUCUUUUUUUCACCAUCCCUGCAAAGAUGCCAGUGCCAGGGCUGACGCUGUGGCUCGUGUGGUGACGGAGCGUGAGGGCACAUCCAGCAGGCAGGUGGGAGGGCGGGUGCACAGGAACACCGGGAGGCUUUUUCAGGGGCUGUGUUGGUGCUGGUGGUGGUGGAACUAUGCGUCCGUGGGCGGGGUCGUGGCGUUGGAUUACCCUGGUGCUGUUGGCCUGGGGGACGCUCCUCUUCUACAUCGGCGGCCACUUGGUGAGGGACAGCGAACACCCGGAGCGCUCCAGUCGAGAGCUUUCGAAGAUUCUGGCAAAACUGGAGCGACUCAAGCAGCAGAACGAAGACCUGCGGCGCAUGGCUGAAUCGCUCAGGAUACCAGAGGGUCAGGCGGAGGCCGGGUCCAUAGCCGCUGGGAGACUGCGUUCUCUGGAGGACCAGCUGACCAGAGCCAAACAGAAGAUCCACAGCUUUCAGAAACUAACUGGAGACGGCCCAGGACCCACUCAGGAGGAGCUGCGGAGGAGGGUGGAUAACGGCGUUAAGGAGUUCUGGUACUUUGUUCGUAGCGAGGUGAAGAAACUAGCCACUAUUGAUCAAAACGAGAGGCAGAAGUACGCUGAUACCCUGCUACAGGACCUGGGACACCAGGAGAGGUCCAUCAUGACAGACCUAUACUACCUCAGUCAGGCAGACGGAGUGGGAGAGUGGAGAGUGAAGGAGGCUAAAGACCUGUCGGACCUGGUCCAGAACAGAAUCACCUACCUACAGAACCCCCCGGACUGCAGUAAGGCCAGGAAGCUGGUGUGUAACAUCAACAAAGGCUGCGGUUACGGCUGCCAGCUCCACCAUGUGGUCUACUGCUUCAUGAUCGCCUACGGCACGCAGCGAACGCUCAUCCUCGAGUCACACAACUGGCGCUACGCUCCCGGCGGCUGGGAGACCGUCUUUCUGCCCGUCAGUAACACCUGCACCGACCGCUCUGGCGCCACCACUGGACACUGGUCAGGGGAGGCUCAUGAUAAAGACGUCCAGGUUGUGGAGUUGCCCAUAGUAGACAGUCUCCAUCCCCGGCCCCCGUACCUGCCUCUGGCCAUCCCCGAGGAUCUGGCUCCACGCCUGCAGCGUCUCCACGGUGACCCUUCAGUUUGGUGGGUGUCCCAGUUUGUCAAGUAUCUGGUUCGCCCUCAGGCAUGGCUGGAGAAGGAGAUCCAGCAGACGACUGCCAAGCUGGGCUUCAAACACCCCAUCAUUGGCGUCCAUGUGAGGAGGACAGACAAGGUGGGGACGGAGGCAGCCUUCCACUCCAUAGAGGAGUACAUGCUCCACGUGGAGGAGCAGUACCAGCAUCUGGCCCGACGUGUGCACGUGGACAAGAAACGAGUUUACCUGGCAACAGAUGACCCGUCCCUGCUGCAGGAAGCCAAAACCAAGUAUCCGGACUACGAGUUCAUCAGCGACAACUCCAUCUCCUGGUCAGCAGGUCUUCACAACCGCUACACGGAGAACUCCCUGAGAGGAGUCAUCCUGGACAUCUACUUCCUGUCCCAGACCGACUUCCUGGUCUGCACCUUCUCCUCACAGGUCUGCCGUGUAGCCUACGAGAUCAUGCAGACGCUGCACCCCGACGCCUCCUCCUACUUCUACUCCCUGGACGACAUCUACUACUUCGGAGGUCAAAACGCCCACAACCAGAUCGCCAUCUACCCGCACCAGCCCAGGAACAACGAGGACAUUCCCCUGGAGCCCGGCGACAUGAUCGGCGUGGCGGGCAACCACUGGGACGGCUACUCCAAAGGCAUCAACCGCAAACUGGGCCGCACCGGCCUCUACCCGUCCUACAAGGUGAAGGAGAAAAUCGAGACUGUGAAGUAUCCCAUGUAUCCUGAGGCAGACAAACUGCUCAACUCUCAGAAGAAGUAAAAAAAAAAAGGAGAAAUGCUGUAAAAAAAAUUACAACAAAAAAAACCCAACAUAAAAACGAUUCAGAUGAUUGAAGACGAAGGAGCGAGGAGGAACCUGCAGACGCCGUUUCCGAGGGAAGGAGGCGGCUUUUGUACAGAAGACGAUGAAGACGAUGAAGAUGAUGAAGAAGAAGAAGAGAGACAAACUCAGUGAGUUCAGCUGAGAGGAGAGAAAAAAUCCUGUACCGAGGACUGAUGGGAAGAGAAUGCACUCUGUGUGUUAAUGUGUGACACUGAACGUGUGUGUGUGAGAGACAGUGUGCGUGUGUGUUUGUGCACUUGUGUAAAUGCCUGUGCGUCCGUCAGGUCACAGCAGACUUGCACCCUGGACCACUACUCCCUCCCCCUGACGCCGCGACGCCGGGGUCUGUAGAGACGUUAGACGUGAACAAUGACUUUAAGUAAAGAAGAAGAAAAAAAAACAAAAACAAUAAUAAUGGAAAAAUAAUCCUAACCCAUUCAAACCAAAAAGGUAACAAAACCUAAUUAUGGAAAAAUCUGGAUAUAAAAACAUUUAAUCAAAUUGGAAUACUAAGAAUUUAAAACCAAAAAGGCAAUAAAACCUAAUAAUGGUAAAAUCUGGACAUAAAAACAUUUAAUAAAAUUGGAAUCCUAAUAAUUU